Cetraspora pellucida is the source of this 507-nucleotide messenger RNA. The record is from the annotation of a GenBank genome assembly. NCBI's taxonomy places the organism in Eukaryota, Fungi, Glomeromycota, Glomeromycetes, Diversisporales, Gigasporaceae.
AUGGCUGGCACUCGGGAAGAAGAAAGGCAACAUUUUAAAAAACAAACAGAUAGACGAGGAGAUUUUAAUCCCAAAAGAAAAAAUUCCCUUGCGGGUAAAAAUAAAGAUCUUCACUCUACCGCGCCAUUGGCUUCAGGUACAGUAACCUCACCAGCUACUCCAACGCCUGUUGGCUCUACGACUUCCAACGUAUCAUUUUCUUCUGGCCCAGCUUUGCCUAGUUCGAGGCCGGUUCCAAAACAUGUACCAGUAAAUAACUUUAAUUCUGCAGAAGUUUCUUCAUUUUUAAAUAAUGGCUAUCACGAAGCGAUGGAUCGAUAUCACAAUAGUUCUGCUUCUGAUAAACCCGAUACAUACAAACCUCCAACAGAAAGUGCUUGGGAUAAUAAACUUGUUUGGGGUAAAAAAGCACAUUUAAUGGCAAAUGGCAACGAUUUCUUUACUGAAUUAAGAAAAUCCAUUCUAAACGUCCCAGCAUCAAAUGCCCAGCCGGCGACAGCAAAGUAA